AUGAGUGCAAACUCGACCAAGACGGUCCUCGUCGCCGGUGGGGCUGGAUAUAUCGGUAGCCACACGGUGGUUCUCCUGCUUGAGGCUGGCUACAACGUCGUCGUCGCUGAUAACCUCUGCAACUCCAGCGAGGAGAGCCUGAGGCGCGUGCGCGUGCUGACCGGCUGCGCGCCGGAGAGGCUGGUGUUCCACAACGUUGACCUCUGCGACGCGGCCGCCCUGGGCAAGGUGCUCGAGGCCUGCCCGCAAUUCCACUCGUGCAUCCACUUCGCCGGCCUCAAGUUCAUGAUCGAAGAAAUCCUCAAGGAUUUCGUCAAGAGCGACAAGGGCAAGGACUGGGCCAUCGACUGCCUCCGGUACUUCAACCCCACUGGUGCCCACAGCAGCGGCGACAUCGGAGAGGACCCCAACGGCAUCCCGAACAACCUCAUGCCCUACGUGGCACAGGUGGCGGUGGGCAAGCGUGAGUGCCUGACCGUCUUCGGCGACAAGUACGACACCAAGGACGGGACCGGUGUCCGCGACUACAUCCACGUCGUCGACCUCGCCUCCGGACACCUCAAGGCGCUGGACUUCCUAGAGAAGAAGGGCUGCGGCUGGUACACGCACAACCUCGGUACCGGUACCGGCUACUCGGUGCUGGAGAUGGUGGAGGCCAUGAAGAAGGCGUCGGGGAAGGACAUCCCGUACAAGGUCGGCCCCCCCAGGGUGGGAGACCUGGCGUGCGUGUACGCGGACCCGGCGAAGGCGGCGGAGGACCUCGGGUGGAAGGCCCAGUUCGGCCUCGACGAGAUGAUGCGGGACAUGUGGGCCUGGCAAAGCAAGAACCCCAACGGAUUCUCGGCGUAA
This is a messenger RNA of Ectocarpus siliculosus, 849 nucleotides long. Lineage: Eukaryota; Phaeophyceae; Ectocarpales; Ectocarpaceae. The record is from the annotation of a GenBank genome assembly.